Molecule: messenger RNA, 359 nt
Organism: Staurois parvus
Lineage: Eukaryota; Metazoa; Chordata; Amphibia; Anura; Ranidae
Source: the annotation of a GenBank genome assembly
GAGUGGAGGUCAGUGGAAGGAUUUGCAGAGAGGGAUGGAGGACACUGAGUGGAGGCCAGUGCAGGGAUUGGCGAGAGGGGUGAAGGACACUGAAUGGAGGCCAGUGGAGGGAUUGGCAGAGAGGGAUUGAGAACACUGAGUGGAGGUCAGAGGAGGGAUUGGCAGAGAGGGAUGGAGAACACUGAAUGGAGGCCAGUGGAGGGAUUGGCAGAGAGGGGUGGAGGACACUGAAUGGAGGCCAGUGGAGGGAUUGGCAGAGAGGGGUGGAGGACACUGAAUGGAGGCCACUGGAGGGAUUGGCAGAGAGAGGGUGGCAGAUACAGAACGGUUAGUAAGGUGGAUGAGUCUGGCAGCAGCAU